Messenger RNA from Phaeodactylum tricornutum CCAP 1055/1, 3009 nucleotides. RefSeq lists its product with no specific name. Gene Ontology annotation, molecular function: dioxygenase activity. Gene Ontology annotation, biological process: DNA alkylation repair; DNA repair. Lineage: Eukaryota; Bacillariophyta; Bacillariophyceae; Surirellales; Neidiaceae. The transcript has a single exon. Bases 1 to 1155 code for a protein of 384 amino acids. The record is from RefSeq and is a predicted model, not a curated record. Gene Ontology annotation, cellular component: nucleus.
AUGGGAAAACUUCUUUACUUGCGAUCAGGACUGGUUUUUGCGGCCAGUGCUUUGUUAGGGGUUACGCCGGCCGAUGGGUUUUCCCCGACAGCCACGCGGUCGCAGCUCCUUGCCGAGCUGCAAAGGUGUCUCACUCCGACCGACUUGCUCGACCGGGUCGGUGCACGUGUCUCGCGGAGUAUCGAUCCCGACGGCAGCCUAGCGAGCCUCGUUCUCGUUCGUCUUUCUAAGCUUGUGAUUUCUUUGGAUAACCAAGACCGAGCUUUCGUGGCGGAUGAAUCAUCAACGAAGACUCUGAAUGCCAUCAUCGAGAGUCUCCUCGAUUCCGACCCGUCAUCAAAUUGUGAAUCUAUUGUCGAAGCAACGAAAGCUUGUUCUACUUUUUCGCGCAUUUCUCCAUACUCACCAAACUCCACUUACGAACGGCUUUUUAAUUUUUGGAACGAUUCAUCGGAUAUUGUCUCGCAACUAGAACCACACCACACUUCCGGUGUCAAGUGGGCUUUUGAUGUUCUUACACUUCAGUCAUCGGCACCCUCACCCACCGCGCUCGAUCAGGCCUAUGCCGAUCUCAAUUUGCCAUUCGCCAUCAUACCUGGUUGUCUUGCUGGAUUGGAAAGCCUUUCCGUAGAUCGACUGACUUCACAGGUACAUUUCAGGGUAGAUGAUAUUCGCACGACUUCGAACAAAGUAGUUUCAGAACGCCGACAAACCGCUUGGGAAGGAGAUACUGGCGUGGCGCCAUUCACUUAUAGUGGCAAGGCGAUGCCUCGGAGCGACUGGUCACCACUAGUUGUUCAAGUGCGCGAUGUCGUGCAAGCUCGUACAAAUCAGUACUACAAUGGAUGUCUUUUAAAUCUCUAUACGGAUGGCUGUAGUGGGAUGCGGUACCAUAUCGAUCCAGACCAAGGGACUCUAUGGGACUACGACACCGCGGUAGUUAGUGUGGGGGCAUCGCGGCGAUUUGCGUUCCGUGCCAUGUCCUCUUCUACUUUGCAGCCACACAAUUUUGUUGUCAUGCACGGAGAUUUGACGUACAUGUUUGGAGAGUGCCAGUCACAGUUUCAGCAUACAGUGAAAAAGGCGGACGACAAAACCGACACCACUCCGCGUGCGAGCUUGGUGUUCAAAAGAACCUGGGAAUGUAAGAAAUGAAAUUGCACAUAAACUUAUUCACUCUUUGUGGAAUCAAAACGGAAGUGAUGGUCGUCUUUGUGGGAGCGCAUAAGCUCAAGGAACACCUUCUCGUAACCACUGUGAUAAAGGUGAUCCUCUAUCAUGGUGCGAGACACAUCGAUUUCGGAAAAGAAAACAUUGGGCACGAUAUUCCCUGAAAUACCGCUCCCGUCUCUAUACAGGUGAACGCAACGACCCGGAGGAUACAACUCCGGCUUAAUCCGUUCGACCGGGUUCUGCUCGAUCGGAAGAUCGUCCAGCAGUGGCUCCACCACACCACGGAUAUGCUGAGUGACGUCUUUGGUAAAUAAGACUGGCUGGCGGCGUGCCAACUCUUCAAUCGCAUGAUCUAUAUCACGUUUUGCAAAGGGUACCCAGUCAAACUCCAUAAUAUCCAAUAGCAAGUUGGCCAAAUGGAUGCCACUCAGGCGAGGUACUAUAUCGCAAUCGUUUAUAACCGUCAAAAUGUAGGAAGCUUGUUCAGCCAAUUUCUUGCUGAGUAAAGCCGGGCAACCAAAGCCAAUCACAUUCACAUCGAACUUGGGAUGAUCUCUGAGUUCCAUCCCUGCGAUAGCUGCUGCACCAGCUCCUAGAGAGUGCCCAGUCAACGUUAGCUUGAUGUUGAACUUACCGGAUUUCUCAAGAAGCUCCUCCAAAAGACCUGUAUGGGUAUCAGCUAUAUGCUGGCCGCUACCCAAAAUGAACGAAUGCGCUUUACCACCUCUGUACUCUACCUCGUCGCAAAGUAGGCCUGUCAAGGCAUCUGCAACUGAUUUUGUCCCACGGAUAACAAUCAAGACUUCCAAAAAGGGAUUAAAGGAGGAUUGAUCUCGCUUGACCGCCACAAAAUUGGCGGGCUUUCCUGGCUCGCUUCGAACCUCCGCGUAUACAAGCUCGUAGGGUUCCUGUUGCCUGUGAAGACCUUCACGAAUAUCUUCAACACUGUCUGCGUAUGAGAGAUACGCUAAGCUCAGGAUGUUGUUCAGGUCCUCAACCUCUUUGAUGUUAAUUCCGGGAUAGAAGCGGUGCAUCCGGCGCUUCCAGCUUGGAUUUUUAACUUCAUCCUGGCCCUCCAAGUAGUAGAACAAAGCACUAGGUGAAAGGUGGGAAAAAUCGAGGGAGCCCAUGUACUUCUCGGCAACGCUUUCUAUGUGAUCCUUGUAAUUAUCCAGCAUUCGGAAGAGAGAUUGAAACGAGUGUGUGUCGACAACUUCGCCUUCGUCCGAUGGUUGCCUAGCUUUCUCUACGAUAUCUUUCAGAUAGUCUUGUUUGCUGUCACCUCCUGCAAUGAGACCUAAAAAGUCCUUUGCCAUGGCCGAGAACGAUGGCUUUUCCUUAUGCUGCUUCUCAGGGCCGCUUUUUGUUUCUUCAGUGAAUCCAAUUGAAUUUUCAGCUGCUUCGAACAUCGCCAUAAGCUUAUUGCCUACUGCAGCUGGCCGUAGGGCCACAGUUUUUUUUUGAUCGGCGUCAUGGACCGAUUUUGAUGUGGAAGAAGUUGAAUCGUCCGUCAGAAUUCUUUUCCACGCGUCUUCAGCUUUUUCAGUCAAAUCUACUGUCAUGUCAUAAAUGGAGUCAUCUUUUUUUGAAUGCUUGCCCUCUGAUUUUUCCUUCUCUGUACCCUCUAGGAGCGCGUUCUCAUCCGAAUGCUGGAAGGACGUUAUAGUCAGGAAAAAAGCUGCAAUAAGUGUUGACGACAGUACUCUUCGAUUUACGGAAAAUGAUUUGAAGCGUUGGAAAACCUGUGCAUUGAAAGGAGACAUGGUUUCAAACUUCGCAUCAUUCGCAAAUACCCAAAUCGACUCUCAUCAGCACUUGCUGUUACGGUGAAAGGAU